This is a messenger RNA of Drosophila ficusphila, 1169 nucleotides long. It is a transcript of the gene lectin-24Db, whose product is annotated as C-type lectin domain family 4 member K. The transcript has a single exon. Gene Ontology annotation, molecular function: signaling receptor activity. The record is from RefSeq and is a predicted model, not a curated record. Lineage: Eukaryota; Metazoa; Arthropoda; Insecta; Diptera; Drosophilidae. The coding region runs from base 7 to 1143 and encodes 378 amino acids.
UUCAGUAUGUUCGGGCACCGAAUCCUUGUUCUGUACACCUUCAUUGUGUGUAUUCUGUAUUCAUCCCAUUCGGAAACCCACAAUAAUGACCGAUCCGUGUGUCUACUGCAAGAUCCGCCAAACCAGUGCGGCGAGUUCUGCCUUUCAGUGCUAGAACCCCUUCUCAGUCACAUCGCCAAGCACCAGGAGCAGUGGAGUGCCUCGGAUGCCCUGAAGGGCAACGAAACCCAAGCAAAGCUAGACAGGAUACAGACCACGGUAGAGAGUCAAUCGACAUCCCUUGGAGAAACUUUGGAAAAGGUCCUAGCCCACGACUUCAAGGAGAGACUGGCUAGAAUGGAAGCUCAGCAGGCAGACAAGCACAACACAACGGGAUCCGAACUAAAAGAGUUGAUCAGUCUAGUAAAGGAACAAAAACCCAUGCAGGAAGCCCUAAGAAACCUUGUACCAGAGAACCUGGCGGAAAGCCUUUCGUCUCUACAGGAAACUGUUAAAAAAAUUCCGAAGGACUUUCAACAAGAUCUAAACCGGACGGAGCAACAUCAAACAGACUUAAACAACAAGAUGGAAAGUCUACAGCAAGCGCUAGAAACGAAAAUGGAAAGUUUCCAUCCUUCCUUGGAUGAAAUGAAAAAGAAAAUAUCAGAAGACUUCGAAGGAAGACUAGCUAAUAUUGAAAAGCAGCAGAAGGCAAUACAGAACAGGAUGGAGGCCCAACAAGCUGAACUUGAGAAAAGCCUAUCCAGAAUAUUAUUCAAAGUUACUUUCCCGAACUUCAAGCUAAUCGGCUCUAGAUACUUCUACAUUGCGCGCUCAGAGAACUUGCGUUGGGACAAUGCUGCAAAGACGUGUCGCGAAAUGGGAGGCUAUCUAGCAUCCUUUAAGGAUCAAACGGAACUGGAUGCUAUUGUUAAAAGGCUCGACAAUGAACGUUAUUGGCUGAGCAUCAACGACCGGGAGAACCAUGGGGAUUACGUAACCGAUGCCACUGGAAAGAGUGCUCAAUUUUUAAGGUGGCACUCAGGAGAACCUAACAACGCGGAAAACAAUGAACACUGCGUGGAACUUCGGGAAGGCGCCAUGAACGACAUCCCGUGCUACAUGGAGCUAAGAUUUAUUUGCCAGGCUGGCGAUGAAGUUUAACUGAUUAAAAAGCAAACGCAAGCUUC